GGACGAAGCUCCUCCGGGGUCUUCGGAGGGCUCCCCUGGUAACCGUCGCCCGGGGGAAACGCCCCCCGGAAGUCCGUCACACGCCUGCGCCGAAGAAUCCCAUCUGCGCCUGCGCACCAAGGCGGUGUGGGGGGGGGGGCGCUCGGCAUGGGGGACGCGGAGUCCGAGUCGGAGCAGAUCCGUCUGAAGUGUAUCCGUAAGGAGGGCUUCUUCACGGUGCCUCCGGAACACAGGCUGGGACGGUGUCGGAGCGUGAAGGAGUUUGAGAAGCUGAACCGCAUCGGGGAAGGCACCUAUGGCAUUGUGUAUCGGGCCCGGGACACCCAGACGGACGAGAUUGUUGCCCUGAAGAAGGUUCGGAUGGACAAGGAGAAGGAUGGGGUCCCCAUCAGCAGCCUUCGAGAGAUCACACUGCUCCUUCGCCUUCGCCAUCCGAAUAUCGUGGAGCUGAAGGAAGUGGUUGUGGGGAACCACCUGGAAAGCAUCUUUCUAGUGAUGGGUUAUUGUGAGCAAGACCUGGCCAGCCUUCUGGAGAACAUGCCGACACCCUUCUCGGAGGCCCAGGUCAAGUGCAUUGUGCUGCAAGUGCUCCGAGGCCUCCAGUAUCUGCAUCAGAACUUCAUCAUCCACAGGGACCUGAAGGUGUCCAACUUGCUCAUGACCGAUAAGGGCUGUGUGAAGACAGCGGAUUUCGGCCUGGCCCGGGCCUAUGGCAUCCCAGUGAAGCCGAUGACCCCCAAGGUGGUCACGCUCUGGUACCGAGCCCCCGAACUGCUUUUGGGAACCACCACGCAGACAACCAGCAUCGACAUGUGGGCCAUGGGCUGCAUCCUGGCCGAGCUGCUGGCCCACAAGCCCCUUCUCCCCGGCACGUCCGAGAUCCACCAGGUGGACCUGAUUGUGCAGCUGCUGGGCACGCCCAGUGAGAACAUCUGGCCAGGGUUUUCCAGGCUGCCACUGGUGGGUCAGUACAGCCUGAGGAAGCAGCCGUACAACAACCUCAAACACAAGUUCCCGUGGCUCUCAGAGGCCGGCCUGCGCCUGCUCAACUUCCUCUUCAUGUACGACCCCAAGAAAAGGGCAACAGCCAGAGAUGGCUUGGAGAGCUCGUACUUCAAGGAGAAGCCCCUGCCCUGUGAGCCGGAGCUCAUGCCCACCUUCCCCCACCACCGGAACAAGCAGGCUGCCCCGGCCACGUCUGAGGGUCAGGGCAAGCGCUGUAAGCCGUGACCGGUGGGCCCUCUGCCUGGCCGGCACGACCCUGGUGGACAGCAGUGAAACGGGGAGGCCUCUGCGGUCCAGGCUCUGCAGCAGGUGGAGACCAGCACGCUGCUCCAGCUGAUCACACCCCUUCCCCAGAAGAGCUGGGGGGGUGGGGGGUGGAUGUGGGUGGAGCUACCCGAAGGGGCAGGACGCUCCUGGACACCUGUUGCCAUGGCCUCAGCUGGUAAAAGCUCAGGACCCUCCCUUCCCAGGAGGAAACAUCUGCGGGGCCCAAUUCAGUGGCUGUUGCUGGCUUGGGACGCAGAGACCCUGCAUGGUUGCUUGUCCCCUCCUGAUCACCAGGGUCUGUCCGGGGAAGGGAGAGGCUGUGGUGCACCACCCCCUCCCCAGGCGCAUUCAGAAUGGGAAGGAGAGAUCAGGUGUGGGCCAUAUCCCACCUGAUAGGCUGUCCCUAUCCCCGCACUGAGGCCCGGAGGGGAAGGGGCACAAGUUGGUGCUAACGGGAACUCUGAGAGAUAAAAGGUUUUCUUACAGGCGA
This is a messenger RNA of Lutra lutra (Eurasian river otter), 1762 nucleotides long. It is a transcript of the gene CDK10, whose product is annotated as cyclin dependent kinase 10. The record is from RefSeq and is a predicted model, not a curated record. Lineage: Eukaryota; Metazoa; Chordata; Mammalia; Carnivora; Mustelidae. Gene Ontology annotation, molecular function: ATP binding; cyclin-dependent protein serine/threonine kinase activity. The coding region runs from base 148 to 1230 and encodes 360 amino acids. The transcript has 13 exons. Gene Ontology annotation, biological process: protein phosphorylation; regulation of mitotic cell cycle. Gene Ontology annotation, cellular component: nucleus.